CUUUCCUAUCCUUAAAAAACAAUGAAGGCUGUUUUCAUCAUUCUUGCUCUCUGCAUCUCGUUUGUAUUUGCCCAAUCCACCGUUCCUUUCUAUAUCACCCACCCUCUCCAAGGUGAUAGCUUCAAGGCCGGUAGCACUGUCACUAUUGAAUGGAAAAAUGGUGUCGCUGGUUCUACCAAGGUAGCUUUGCUUACUGGUGUUAACGCUGCUUCCAUGUCCAGCACUGGUGUUACAUUCAACGUUGAAGGUUCUGCUGAAGAGUACGACUGGAAAGUCCCCACUGACCUUCCUCAAAAUGCUACCUUCUCCUUGCAAAUCAGUUAUGUUGAUCCUACCACUAAGGCUGCCGCUACUUCCUACUCUGCUGCAUUCACUCUCACUGGUACCACUGGUGAUAUUGUCACCCAAUCCUUUGUCUCUGUGAUCGCUACUGCUGUUUCCUCUGUCCCUCCCAAGAGCAGUAUUAUUGCUACUGCCCUCUCUUCUAUCCCCGCUUCUGCUUCUGCCUCUGUCACUCGUGUCACCCCCAGUGCUUCUAUCAGCAAGGCACCUUCCUCCACUGCCUCUGCUUCUGUCACUCCUGCUCCUACCAGCGCUGCCGGUGUCACUUUCAAGGCAUCUGCUAUGGUUAUCGGUGCCGUUGCCAUGGUUGCCACCGCCCUUAUUCUUUAAAUUACACACUCACACACAUUUAAUUUUUUAAUACAUAAUCUCUUUUUUUUUGAAAAAAAAAAAAAAAAAAAAAAAAA
Messenger RNA from Mucor mucedo, 749 nucleotides. RefSeq lists its product as uncharacterized. The transcript has 5 exons. Lineage: Eukaryota; Fungi; Mucoromycota; Mucoromycetes; Mucorales; Mucoraceae. The record is from RefSeq and is a predicted model, not a curated record. The coding region runs from base 22 to 672 and encodes 216 amino acids.